GAGAGAGGCUUUUGCAACGGAGCACAGAAGAAAACGUUCAGUGGAGCAUUCUCAGUCCUUCCGAACAGCGCAAGUCCAUUCUCGCACAAUGAUAGCUGGGAGCACCUGAUCACAGGUACCAUGAGCGCCAUACCAGGCCGGGCAGCAAAAGCCCCUAAACGGGAGCUGGUGAUAGAGUCACCGCAGCAGUACAAGUGUUUGGCUGAGAUUGAGGCCGAAGUGGAGUCUGGGUCACAGGUAGCACUGGGUAAGCCCAGGCUCAUCGAGCCUCUGGACUACGAGAGCGUGAUCAUACAGAGGAAAAUGCAGAUCAUCAAUGACGCGCUACGGGACAUGCUACUGUUCCCUCUGGAUGACUUUCAGAUCUGUACUCUUAAGCGCCAAGAUCGGACUCUGUUCUCGACUGUGCCGGAAAAUGCAGAACAAGAAGCUCAUUCCCUGUUUGCCCAAGAGUGUAUCAAAUCCUAUAAGUCAGACUGGCAUGUGGUCAAUUACAAAUAUGAGGAAUAUUCUGGAGACUUUUGCCAGCUGCCAAAUAAAGCAAUAAGGCCUGAGAAGCUGGUCUCUCACUUGUUUGAAGUGGAUGAAGUGCUGGAAAAAGAUGAGGACACAGUUUCGCUCUGCUCUCACAAGGGAGGAGUGUCUAAACAUGGCUGGCUGUCUAAAGGCAACAUGAACAGUGCAAUCAGUGUUACUAUGCGGUCCUUCAAAAGGAGGUACUUCCACCUGGCUCAGCUGGGGGAUGGAUCUUACAACCUGAACUUCUACAAAGAUGAAAAUACCUCCAAGGAACCCAAAGGAACUAUCUUCCUUGACUCGUGCAUGGGAGUUGUACAGAGCAGUAAAGUAAGAAGGUUUGCCUUUGAAUUGAAGAUGCAGGAUAAGAGCACAUUCCUGUUGGCCGCAGACAGUGAACAAGAGAUGGAAGACUGGCUCAGUACCCUCAACAAGAUUCUCCACAGCAGCUUUGAACAGACCAUGCAGGAGAAACGCUACAGGGACUUACAAGAUGAAGAUGAUCAUGGAGACACAGACCUAUCCUCCGGAAGUUUUCAAGACAGCUUUCAGACGGCCAGAGAUAUGGAAUUUACAAUAAAGAGUGAAGCCCGGCUGAAGCUGUUCACAUUGGACCCUGACACACAGAAAGCGGAUUGCACUAGCACCGAACCGGACGUGCAUCAGUUUGAGGAGAAAUUCGGGAAGAGAAUCCUGGUCAGCUGUCAUGACUUGUCGUUCAAUAUGCGGUGCUGCAUUGCAGAAAAUCAGGAGGAACUAACAACUAACGUGGAACCUUUCUAUGUGGUGCUAUCCCUCUUUGAUGUUCAGAACAGCAGGAAAAUUUCUGCGGACUUCCAUGUAGAUCUCAACCACCCUUUGGUCCGACAAAUUUCAUCCGGCUCAACUGGUGACCACACCAUGAACAUUGAUGCUUGUAAAGGCGAGGGUCCCUUGGGUCGGCAAUGGCUGGCCUGUGGGUUUCCGGAGAUGGCUCUCCAAUAUCCUAAACAGGGAGUGUUUUCAGUCACGUGCCCACAUCCAGAGAUCUUCUUGGUGGCAAGGAUUGAGAAGGUCCUCCAAGGAGGGAUCACUCACUGUACCGAGCCCUACAUGAAGAGCUCAGAUUCAGCCAAGAUGGCUCAAAAAGUGAAGAAGAAUGCAAAGUUGGCCUGCAAAAGACUCGGCCAGUACAGGAUGCCAUUUGCCUGGUCUGCAAGGCCUGUUUUUAGUGAUGCAUCUGGAACAUUGGACACAAGUGCUCGUUUCUCAGCUCUUUACAGACAAGAUAGCAGCAAACUGUCGGAUGAGGACAUGUUCAAACUGCUAGCUGACUUCAGAAAACCAGAGAAAAUGACAAAACUCCCAGUGCUGUUAGGGAACUUGGAUGUAACAAUUGAUUGUGUGAACCCAGAUAUGACCAAUUGUGUCACUUCCUCUUACAUUCCGGUGAGGAACUUUGAUGGGAAUGAGCCUGGCAGUGCCAUUCUCGAGGUGGAAGAGUUUGUACCCUGCAUCGCCAAAUGCUCCCAACCCUUUACCAUCUACAAAAACCAUCUUUACGUCUACCCAAAGCACCUCAAAUACGAUGGGCAGAAAUCUUUCCAUAAGGCAAGGAACAUUGCAGUUUGCAUUGAAUUUAAGGACUCUGAUAAAGAGGAAUCCCAGCCACUCAGGUGCAUCUAUGGUCAUCCCGGAGGUUCCCUAUUCACCCAGAAGGCAUAUGCAGCUGUCUUGCACCACCAACAGAACCCCGAGUUCUACGAUGAGAUAAAGAUUGAGCUGCCACCUCAACUGCACCAAAGGCAUCAUCUUCUUUUCACCUUCUAUCAUGUUAGCUGUGACAGCAAUGGCAAGAAGAAAGAUGUGGUGGAGACGCCAGUGGGCUCGGCAUGGUUGCCUCUACUAAGAGACGGUAGAGUCGUCGUGAAUGAACAGCAUGUACCUGUUGCUGCACAUUUGCCAGCAGGCUACCUUAGCUGCCAGGAUUCCGUCACCAAGCAUUCUGGCCCUGAAAUAAAGUGGGUUGACGGAGGGAAGUUUCUGUUCAAAGUCACAACACAUCUUGUUUCCACCGUUUAUACUCAGGAUCAGCACUUGCACAACUUUUUCCACCAUUGUCAAAUCACCAAAGUGUCAGAACAAGCAUCAGAGGGCGAUCUGGUCAAAUUCUUAAAGAGUCUCCAUGCUGUGGAGGGUCACGUCAUAGUGAACUUCCUGCCCACUAUCCUCAACCAGCUGUUCCGCAUCCUCACCAGUGCCUCACAUGAAGAUGUGGCCGUCAAUGUGACGAGGGUAAUGGUGCAUGUCGUAGCGCAGUGCCAUGAAGAGGGGCUCGGGCAUUACCUGAGGUCUUACAUUAAGUUUGUUUUUAAACCAGUGUCUUGUACCGACACCAAUGAAAAAACAGUUCAUGAAGAGCUGGCUAAAGCCAUGACAGCUAUUCUGAAGCCUUCCACCGAUUUCCUAACCAGCAACAAGCUGCUGAAGCACUCUUGGUACUUCUUUGAAGCACUUGUCAAAGCAAUGGCUCAAUUUCUCAUUUUGAGUGGUAAAGUCAAGCUCUCAAGAAAUCAACAUUUUUCCUGCUCCUUCUACCAUGCUGUCGAGACCUUGGUCAAUAUACUGAUGCCUCACAUCACCCAGAAAUUCAAGGACAACCUGGAUGUGGCACGCAACGCGAACCACAGCCUGGCAGUCUUCAUUAAGCGCUGCUUCACUUUCAUGGACCGAGGGUUUGUCUUCAAGCAGAUCAAUAACUACCUGAAAUUCUUCAUACCUGGUGACCCCAAGACUUUAUACGAAUUUAAGUUUGAGUUCCUGAGAAUUGUGUGCAGCCAUGAGCAUUACAUUCCUCUUAAUCUUCCCAUGCUCUUUGGAAAAGGCCGGAUACAGAGGUUCCAAGAUCUUCAGCUGGACUACUCACUCACUGAUGACUUCUGUCGAAACCACUUUCUGGUGGGUCUGCUGCUGAAGGAAGUCGGUGGCGCCUUACAGGAGAGUCGAGAGAUUUGUCAGAUUGCCACACAAGUGCUGAAGGGACUGAUGGUGAAACACACCUUUGACGACCGCUAUGCUGCUAAAAGCCAUCAAGCCAGACUUGCCACCCUCUACCUGCCUCUGUUUGGCCUGCUGCAGGAGAAUGUACACAGGCUUGAAAGCCAAGUGUUUGUACCUCCAGACCACCACAAGAACCCAAUGGAGGACUCACUCGUGGCGACCCCUCAGAAGCCUAGUACAUACAUAGACAGCGCUCUUCUUCAAAUCUCUGGAACCACCUCUCCUUACAGCUCAACGCCCAAUAUUGGCUUGGUUCAACAUGCAGGCUCCAGAGGCUCUCUGGUCUCCACCGACUCUGGGAACAGCCUUAUGGUGGACAAGAGCAGUAACAGGACAGAUUCUCUGGAGAAGAAGCAGUGUGCUUCAUCUCUGAGCAGUGCCAUGCUGCGUUGUGACAAACUGGACCAGGACGAUGCAAAAAACCUCCUCUUGUGCUUUCUGCAUAUCCUCAAGAGCAUGUCAGAAGAAGCCCUUUUUUCAUAUUGGAACAAAGCGGCGCCAUGUAUGCUAAUGGGAUUUUUUACAUUGUUAGAGUUCUGCCUUCAUCAAUUUAGAUACAUGGGGAAGCGCGUCAUUACCAGGGGUCAUGAAAGGACCGGGCCCCCGAGUACAGACAGGAGAUCCUUGACUUUGCCUGUGUCUCGUAAUAGGACGGGCAUUCUGCACUCUCGCUUACAGCCACUUGGGACUUUGGAGAACGCUCACAUGCUCAACAACAUGUACACUCACACAGAAGCCGAUUUGAGCAACCAAUGCUUGCUGGAGGCCAACAUGUCUACUGAAGUGUGUCUGACUGUGCUGGACACACUCACAAUUUUCAUUAUGGGAUUCAAGAGCCAGUUGAACUCAGAUCUGGGCCACAACCCCUUGAUGAAGAAAGUAUUUCAGGUGCAUCUGUGUUUCCUGCAGAUCCCUCACUCUGAGGCUGCCCUCAAGCAGGUCUUCAACUCCCUUAGAACAUUUAUCUACAAGUUCCCCUGCACGUUCUUUGAUGGGCGGGCUGACAUGUGUGCCAACUUUUGCUAUGAAAUCCUGAAGUGUUGCAACUCCAAGAUGAGCUCCCUCCGCAGCGACGCUGCUCAUCUUCUUUACUUCCUCAUGAAGAGUAACUUUGACUACACCGGACGUAAAUCGUUUGUCAGGACCCACCUGCAGGUGGUAAUUGCUGUCAGCCAGCUGAUUGCUGAUGUUAUUGGCAUCUGUGGCACACGUUUCCAGCAGUCUCUGUCAAUCAUUAACAACUGUGCAAACAGUGAUAAAAGCAUCAAGCAUACUGCUUUCCCAUCAGACGUGAAGGACCUGACUAAGCGCAUCAGAACAGUGCUGAUGGCCACUGAGCAAAUGAAGGAGCAUGAGAAUGACCCAGAGAUGUUAGUGGACCUCCAGUAUAGUUUGGCCAAGUCGUACACGACCACGCCAGAGCUCCGCAAGACCUGGCUAGACAGCAUGGCGCGGAUCCACAACAAAAACGGCGACCUUUCGGAGGCAGCCAUGUGCUACGUGCAUGUUGCUGCUCUAGUAGCUGAGUACCUGUCCAGGAAAGGAAUGUUCCGGCACGGCUGCUCAGCAUUUCGCGUCAUCACUCCAAACAUCGAUGAAGAAGCAGCCAUGAUGGAGGAUGUAGGCAUGCAAGAUGUUCACUUCAAUGAGGAGGUCCUGAUUGAGCUGUUGGAGGAGUGUGCUGAUGGCCUUUGGAAAGCAGAGCGCUACGAGCUCAUUACUGAUGUCUACAAACUCAUCAUACCCAUUUACGAGCAACGCAGAGACUUUGAGAAACUGACACACCUGUAUGACACCCUCCACCGUGCCUACUCUAAAGUUUUGGAAGUGAUGCAUACUGGCAAACGUCUGCUGGGGACGUACUUUAGAGUGGCUUUUUUUGGACAGGGCUUCUUUGAGGAUGAAGAUGGCAAAGAAUACAUCUACAAGGAGCCAAAAUUCACACCUCUGUCUGAGGUUUCCCAGAGGCUCUUGAAACUCUACUCCAACAAAUUUGGCCAAGAGUAUGUCAAGAUCGUCCAUGACUCUGGCAAAGUGAACCCAAAGGACCUGGACUCAAAGUAUGCCUACAUCCAGGUGACGCAUGUCGUACCAUACCUCGAUGACAAGGAGUUGGGAGAGAGAAAAACCGACUUCGAGAAAAGUCACAACAUCCGUCGUUUCGUGUUUGAGACACCUUUUACGGCGUCGGGCAAAAAGCAGGGUUUUGUGGAGGAGCAGUGUAAACGACGGACCAUUCUCACCACCACCCACUGCUUCCCUUACGUCAAGAAGCGCAUUGCAGUCAUGUACCAACACCACAGCGACCUGAGCCCCAUAGAGGUCGCCAUAGAUGAGAUGACCGCCAAGGUAGCUGAGCUGAGACUCUUGUGCUCGGCCACCGACGUGGAUAUGAUCCGCCUGCAGCUCAAACUUCAAGGCAGUAUCUGUGUUCAGGUCAAUGCAGGUCCUCUUGCCUAUGCCAGAGCCUUCUUGGAUGACACCUGCGCCAAAAAAUAUCCGGACAACAAGGUCAAACAGCUAAAAGAAGUUUUCAGGCAUUUUGUGGAGGCCUGUGGCCAAGCACUGGCUGUAAACGAACGGCUGAUCAAAGAGGAUCAGCAGGAGUAUCAGGAUGAAAUGAAGGCCAACUACAGGGACCUGACCCGGGAGCUGUCAGACAUCAUGCAUGAGCAGAUCAACCCAGUGAAUGAUGGCACCAGGACUUCUGAUGUGGACAUUUUCACAAACAAACUCCACCGUUCCUCAUUUUUGCAACUCACUGACACUUCUUUCAAGUCGUAACGUGAGGAAAUGGUGGAUGAAGCCGGUACCCACACUUCAUUUUUUUUUCUGCUCCUUCGCCACGUACUGUACUACAGCUGGACAAAAGUGCUCCUCUUGCUGUUAUUAACAUACCUCAGUUUUAAGGUCAUGGUGGGGUUCACUUCGGGUACUGUAAGAGAACAAAAUGAAAUAUAUAAAACUGUUAAGUAUUAAAAAUAUAUAUAUUUUACUUUAAAAACUGCAAACUACUGGCAGAUAAAUCUCCAAUAAAUACAAGUAUCCUAGCUGAAGUUAAAAAUUACCUUGACACUAUAGAGCAGUGUUUUUCAACCUUUUUUGAGCCAAGGCACAUUUUUUGUGUUGAAAAAUUCCGAAAACACACCACCAGCAGAAAUCAUUAAAAAAACGAAACUCAUGUACAGUUAAAAAGUCGUUGUCACAAUUGUUGUUUAUGACUUUCAACCAUAACCAAGCACGCAUCACUAUAGCUCUUGUCUCAAAGUAGGUGUACUGUCACCACCAAAAUAAGUCACGCGAUGUGACUUAUUUUGAGUUUUUUUGGUGUUUUCCUGUGUGUAGUCUAGUUUUAAUUCUUGUCUUGCGCUCCUAUUUUGUUGUUAAUUGUCAUGUCAUGUACGGAUGUACUUUGUGGACGCCAUCUGCUGCUACACACGGUGUAAGUCUUUGCUGUCGUCCAGUAUUCUGUUUUUGUUUACUUUGCAGCCAGUUCAGUAUUAGCUUCCUUUUGCAUAGCCAUCCCUAAGCUUCAAUGCCUUUUCUUAGCAGCACUCACCGUUUGUUUAUUUUUGGUUAGAUUAGAUUAGAUUAGAUAGUACUUUAUUUAAUCCUUCAGGAGAGUUCCUUCAGGAAAAUUAAAAAUUUCAGCACAAUCCCAUUCAAAAUCAGACAAACAUCACAGAGAGACAGAACAGGAUCGCUGACGGGUCUGCCGGCUUCCAGCGCCCCUUACAAAAAAGAUGAGAUACAGGUAAACAAGCAAUUAGCUACCUGCUGCCACCUACUGAUAUGGAAGAGUAUUACAUGGUUACUCUGCCGAUCUCUAGAAAGCACAGAGACUGGUUUGCAAAAAAUAUUUUUAACCCAAUUAGGUGAAAUUACAUCAUCUCCCACGGCACACCAGACAAUGUCCCACGGUACACCGGUGUGCCGCAGCACAGUGGUUGAAAAACACUGCUAUAGAGGAACAUGCAGAAGGUCAUUUAUUUAGAACUUACGUAAACUUUGUGGGAAAUGGGUAUGUCUCAGUAUCGAACUGAAUGUUGCAUACCGAAAUAAAUCCACUUCUAAAUACAUGUAUUGUUACACCCCUACUAGUCAUGUACAAACCCCGUUUCCAUAUGAGUUGGGGAGAUGUGUUAGAUGUAAAUAUAAACAGAAUACAAUGAUUUGCAAAUCAUUUUCAACCCAUAUUCAGUUGAAUAUGCUACAAAGACAACAUAUUUGAUGUUCAAACUGAUAAACUUUUUUUGGGGGAAAUAAUAACUUUAGAAUUUGAUGCCAGCAACACGUGACAAAGAAGAUGGGAAAGGUGCCAAUAAAUACUGAUAAAAUUGAGGAAUGCCCAUCAAAUACUUAUUUGGAACAUCCCACAGGUGUGCAGGCUAAUUGGGAACAGGUGGGUGCCAUGAUUGGGUAUAAAAUCAGCUUCCCAAAAAAUGCCCAGUCCUUCUCAAGAAAGGACGGGGCGAGGUACACCCCUUUGUCCACAACUGCGUGAGCAAAUAGUCAAACAGAACAACGUUUCUCAAAGUGCAAUUGCAAGACAUUUAGGGAUUUCAACAUUUACCGUCCAUAGUAUCCUCAAAAGGUUCAGAGAAUCUGGAGAAAUCACUCCAUGUAAGCAGCACGGCCCGAAACCAAUAUCGAAUGACCGUGACCUUCGAUCCCUCAGACGGCACUGUAUCAAAAAUUGACAUCAAUCUCUAAAGGAUAUCCCCACAUGGGCUCAGGAACACUUCAGAAAACCACUGUCACUAAAUACAGUUUAUCACUACAUCUGUAAGUGCAUGUUAAAGCUCUACUAUGCAAAGCAAAAGCCAUUUAUCAACAACAUCCAGAAACGCCGCCGGCUUCUCUGGGCCCGAGAUCAUCUAAGAUGGACUGAAGCAAAGUGGAAAAAUGUUCUGUGGUCUGACGAGUCCACAUUUCAAAUUUUUUGGGGAAAUAUUCGACAUUGUGUCAUCCGGACCAAAGGGUAAGCGAAUCAUCCAGACUGUUAUCGACGCAAAGUUCAAAAGCCAGCAUCUGUGGUGGUAUGAGGGUGCAUUAGUGCCCAAGGAAUGGGUAACUUACACAACUGUGAAGGCACCAUUAAUACAUCUAAGCCAUCUAUGCGCCGUCUCUUUCAUGGACGCCCCUGCUUAUUUCAGCAAGACAAUAGUGACAAGAGUGGGAGUACUUUCCUGGCCCGCCUGCAGUCCAGACCUGUCUCCCAUCGAAAAUGUGUAGCACAUUAUGAAGCGUAAAAUACGACAGCGGAGACCCCGGACUGUUGGAACGACUAAAGCUCUACAUAAAACAAGAAUAUGAAAGAAUUCCACUUUCAAAGCUUCAACAAUUAGUUUCAUCAGUUCCCGAAUGUUUAUUGAGUGUUGUUAAAAGAAAAGGUGAUGUAACACAGUGGUGAACAUGCCCUUUCCCAACUACUUUGGCACGUGUUGCAGCCAUUAAAUUAUAAGUUAAUUGUUAUUUGCAAAAGAAAAAACUAAAGUUUAUGAGUUUGAACAUCAAAUAUCUUGUCUUUGAAGUGCAUUCAAUUGAAUAUGGGUUGAAAAUGAUUUGCAAAUCAUUGUAUUCCGUUUAUAUUUACAUCUAACACAAUUUCCCAACUCAUAUGGAAACAGGGUUUGUAUUUGAGGUGUUUUAGCAGAGUAUAAACUUGCAUCUGUAUUUUGUUUAUUUACAUGUGUACCUUUUUUAACAUGACAUAAAUACUGUAUUUUAAAGCAGUGAAGAUGAACUCUCACAAUUCCAAAACAUUAUUUUGUGUAGAGACGUCCGACAAUGUGUUUUGGAUGGAUGUGAUGUAGUCAUUGACCGAUAAAUGUCUCUAUUGUUGUCUUUUAUUCUGGAUGUGUGUAUUUGUUAACAUUUGUAAGUACCUUUUAUAAAAAAUGUAUGUGACACAUA
Nerophis ophidion (straightnose pipefish) is the source of this 9471-nucleotide messenger RNA. RefSeq names its product dedicator of cytokinesis protein 9-like. Gene Ontology annotation, biological process: positive regulation of GTPase activity; small GTPase-mediated signal transduction. The transcript is spliced from 52 exons. The record is from RefSeq and is a predicted model, not a curated record. The coding region runs from base 121 to 6339 and encodes 2072 amino acids. Gene Ontology annotation, molecular function: guanyl-nucleotide exchange factor activity. Lineage: Eukaryota; Metazoa; Chordata; Actinopteri; Syngnathiformes; Syngnathidae.